Molecule: messenger RNA, 2442 nt
Organism: Penicillium vulpinum
Lineage: Eukaryota; Fungi; Ascomycota; Eurotiomycetes; Eurotiales; Aspergillaceae
Exons: 1
Coding region: 1-2442 (813 amino acids)
Source: RefSeq, a predicted model, not a curated record
AUGGCACGGUUACAUGACGACGGUCAACAAGACGUCAAUUGCACAGAGAUCCUAAGUCCCCAACCAUUUGCCCCUCCAGGCAAAGGCUUCCUCGUAUCCUCUCUCGAGUCCGGCAACGGGAUAGACCCUGCCGAUAAUGCCCAGAUGUCCUCCCCCCAAGAAUAUGGAUACAACUCUUCCUCCUCCUCCACCCGCCAUUCAACAAGCGACGUCUUCGGCCGUGAAAUGGACGAUGAACUAGACCAGCUGAAAUCCAGAGCAUCGAGUCGCUCCUCACUAUCCUCAAUUCCAGCCUCCGUCCUCAUCCACCCAGUCGACAGAAUGAAACAAAUGCCAGACAUGGACAUCCACGAAAAGAUAGCGGGCUAUAGAGUAGAAGAGUCCGAAGCUAGCUUCGGCGACUUCAACGACGUCCCAGCUAACAUCCGCACCAUCCGCCACCGCGAAGCCGCAUUCCGAAAACCAAGUUCCGUCAGGGCAAUGCAGAUGCACACAGAAGACGAGGCCGACGAAGACGAGUAUCUAACGCCCCCACGCCGACGACCAGGCCUCCGCUCACGGUCACCUGGUGCUUCGCCACUAAAACGAUCACCGCGAUCACCGUACUACUCGCCAAAUGCCUCGAAACAACCAAAGCCGAAGAAGGAGGCUCCACUCGUGCUGCUGCAUUGCACCCUUCUCCCACCCUCCAUCCCAGUACAUGGAGCAGCAGACCCAAGAAACCAGGGCAUCCUGGAAGACGAGCUACCGGCGGAAUACUGGAAGCGAUGGCGGCGUCUGCAAGACCGGGUUGGAUCAGGUGUGCUUCGCGAUCGCGGCGUGUUGAUCUCGCACCCGGAGGAUCUGUACGAUAUUCUAGAGGAGCGGCUACUGGAGAGCCUCGAGCUACAGCGGCCACGUCUUCAGAACGGACACUUCGUGGGUCGGGAGGACGAUGGUUCUGGCUCUGAGGGGGAUUUCUCAGAUGUCGAAGAGAGUGAAACGGACGGCGAGCAGGGUGAUGAGUGUCCCGACUGUGGGAACCAUGUGCGACACGGAGAUAGUAACCGGAAGUGGGAGAUUCGGGUGUUUGCUGCGAACGGCCUGAUGCGCGCUGGGGCUUGGGCUGCUGCGUGGCGCGAUAUGGAGAAGGUUGAUGUCGAGGUUGGACUUUGGUUGCCUUCUGAUGUGCGCCGUGGUCUGGAGAGGAGGCUUGCGGAGGAGCAGAUGGCAAUUGUGGAGCAGGCUCAGAUUCAGACGCCGCAGAUGCAAAUGCAGAUGCAGAUGCAGAUGUCGCCGAUGAGUGAUGGUGGGCAGCAGUCCCUACCAGAGAUUCUGCAGUCGCCUAGACAGAGCCAUGCUCGCAUGAUCAGCGAUGUAGGCUCUUCCCAGUCUGAUGAGAUGACGUUCGGGAAUGGUUUCAGUCAAGCUGAGGCUCGACUUGACCAUGCGGCUGAGUUUGGACGGCAGAUGAAGAAAGAACAUGAGAUUGCUCUCUCGACUCUCCUGGUCAAUUAUAUCCGUGUUCUCGCGGCUGAUAGACGCAAUAUUGCCCUGCUUAUUCUCAGUGUCCUCGUGGUUUUCCUUGCUAUUGGUCCUCGCCAGCAACAUGUCUCUAUCUACUCCCAUCUUGGCUCUUUUCCUCAGGCCUUGCCGAAUGACUUCCUGCACUCUUCGGAUAUGCCGCGUUUGAGUGUGGGUCCAUCUAUGUCUUCUUCUGUCUCUUUUGCGCGUUCUGUCAGUGCGACCGAUGCACUAGUCGACAGCUCAGUUCGCUCUGUGCCGACUGACUUUGCGGCUGCUAGUGAGACUGAGGUGAUUCCAAUGCCUGAGAUAUCUGAGUCUGCUUCUCUGAUUUUGGGCUCUCCUGGUUCUCACUCUCAGCCUCCGCACUCAGUAGAGCCCAUAGAGACUACAGCACCACCCCAGCUGCUGGAGAAUUACCAGGUUCAACUCGACGAGGCACCGGAUUAUGCUUCUUUGCCUGCUGUCCCUAUGGAAUCUCCCAUUGUGCCUGUGGAGGCCGUGGAGCCUAUAGAAACCACGCAACCCCAGUUUGAGGACAACGCAGAUGCUGCUUUGGUUAACACUGUGGACGCUCCUGUUGUGUCUUCAGAAUCCUCUCCUUAUUCCACCGACUCUGUCGAGUCUUUCGUCUUGUCAGAUGUAUCUAUAGAGACUGCACAACCCAAAUUCGAGGACAAUGCGCAUGAUUCUUUGGAUGACACUAUGGACUCUCCUGUUCUGUUAGAUAUGCCUACAGACAAUGAGCAGCCCCAGCUUGAGAGCGAGACAGAAACAUUUUUGGAUGACACUGUUGAACCUCUCGUUAUGCCCACUGAGUCUUCCUCCACUGACUCUGUCGUGUCCUCCGUUCUGUUGGAUGUGACUACGGAAAUUGCACAGCCUAACCCCGAAGACGAAAAAGAAGAGCAACACGAAGAAAACGAACAAACAGAUUGA